AUGGCCACGGCACGGCUCGGUGGCAGUCAGGUGGACAACGCGUACAGGGCGUUCGUCCAGAAUGUGAUCAACACCUGCGCCCACCCGUAAGUGGCUGUGUUGCAGACACGGGGAGAGGGGAGGAAGGGCUGAGUGACGGCCACUCGUAUAGUGUAUGUGUGUGUAUGUGUGUGUGGAUGCUUCAGGGGUCAGAGUUCGGUGUAGAAGUUGUGGACCAGGCGUACCUGCUGACGCACCCGGGGCAGUGUAUGGGCCUCGUGUGUGCGCUGUUCGGGAAGCGCCGCAUCAACGGCACCAUCCCUGGCCAGCAAAACUUCACCGACGACCAGCUCGACUCCAUCCUGGCCUAGUAAGCUCCCUGCACACACACAUCACCCUACAGCACAGCCCACCACACCGUAUGGUGUGUGUAUCAUGAUGUUCGUUGUCAGCCUGGAGGCGCACUGGCCGCCCGACCCGGAUGGCGACCGUAUCAGCCAGGCCAUCGAGGUGUGUCACCAGGAGAGGCUGCGGCGCCCUCUUGGGCGGCUGCGGCUGUCCGACGACGUGAGGGAGACCGAGGUGAUAAUGGGAUACUAGUUGGUGCCAAUCACCCCUUUGUAGUGCUGAAACACGGCACGGUCAGUGCACGUGCAUACACACCCCUGAUCGUAUGGACGCACACGGCAUGUGUGCUGUUUGCCUACACGUCAGCUGGCGUCAUUUGGUGACCCGACCCUCCAUCAGAUCGUCCAAGGCCCCCCAUUCGUCGGCGAGAGCAAUCGCCAGAGGGCAGAGCGGUACU
This is a messenger RNA of Vitrella brassicaformis, 784 nucleotides long. Lineage: Eukaryota; Vitrellaceae. The record is from the annotation of a GenBank genome assembly.